CGACAAUACCAUUCGGCUGAAGUUGAGAGGAGCAAGUCGAAACUUGAGAGACUUGGAGCAGUACUUCAGAGCAACGGCAGAACAUUAUAACGGAGUUCAUCUCUCCAUCAAAAGAUAGCUGGUAGCUAUCACGGACGAGAGCGCAUUGUCAGGAUGUGCUGUCAGGCGAGAUGGAAACGAGAGGUCGUUCAGGGUCACAAGUUCGACUUUAUCAACAUUCACGAGUAUCACCUGAACGACUGGUUCACACGACUACGAUACCUCUUCGUCUACCUCUUGCUGGCCAAAUCGUUCGCCGUCUACUGCCUUGACAUCUUCACCGCCAUCACAAUGUUGUCGACGGACAACUGGACCAACGCGAUCUACCGAAAAUGUGGGGACGAUUGUGUUGUUACGAUCAAGUUCGAAGUGGCCAAGUGGAUCUUUGUCGGAUGCAUCAUCGCUUCGUUUGUGCUCCUCGCUUACGAAAGUUGCAAAGCCAGGCUGAUCAUCCGUAGUCGGGAUAUCGCCUUUGCCUAUACCAACGUCAUGGCCAACGAUUACUACUCGGUUCGGGAUUACGACUAUUUCUGCUUUUGGUGCCACGUCUCGGAAUCCGAAAAGAAGAAAGACAUCAUCACCGGAUUCGUGUUUUUCACAUUCAAAGACUGGAAACGUCUCAUCGCUGCCGACGGACCUCGUCAGAGCAUCAACGCUCUCACCCUCUACUCGUUUGCCUACGCCAACGAUUUCCAGACGCACGACCUCCCGGCCUAUUGGGACAAUUCGAUCAUAACCCUACUCUUACUGUUGUCCAUGAUCGCCACCGUGCUGAUCUGGCUGAUCAGCAUGUUCUUGCUGGUUAUUGCGGCUGUCUGUUAUAUUCCGCUGUUGUGCUACAUCCAGGGCAAUCUCAAGGAGUAUGUUUGCCACAAGGUCGACAAGCGAAUCGCCGAAUUGAUCCGCCGCAAACAGCGCCAAAGGCUGAAACGCAACAUGCUACUCGAAAAGCAACUGGCCGAAGGCGCUCCCAUCAAGGACAAGAAGGGCCAAGUGCUUCGGGGCGUGCAACAGCCUACGAUCCCCGUCGUAGCAUUUGACGAGUCGGACGAGGACAUGCGGAUGAGGAUGGACAAAGGUGGAGCUCGGGCGAGACCGAGGUACAAGCAGAGUCCUAGCGACAGCAAUCUGGCCGGUACCGACUAUCCACCAGAUCAAAAGUACCAUCCUCAGCCGAGACGCCAAUUCUCUACUCACAGCGGCAACGACCUGUUUGAUGGGAGCUAUCCGCCCACGCUGGAAUACGGCUAUCAGGAGCCUGCUCCGCUAUAUGGCGGAAAUUAUCAGCAUGAAAGCUCGACCAAUCUGAUGGCCGGCGCUGCUCCACCAGGCAUGUCUCAAACGAUGCCUACGCUUGAACCUCAACAAUCUUACGAAUAUCAGCACCACCUACGGCCGAGCGAUUCGUGGGAGCAAUAUCCUUCGCCCCAGAUCGCCGACUAUGCUCCGAUACAACACCCUUAUCCACCGCCACCGCCUUCGAAACGGCACAGCGGACUCGCUUACGACGACCCGACAGACGAAUUGACUGCACACGACCCUUAUUCACGACAUACGAACCCGUCACAUCGUUCCUGAUCAUGUUUACGAACUCUCGAAUAGAACUUUUCCUGUUCCUUUUCCUUUUCCGGACAAGCAUGCGUCUAUCUUUUCGCAAUCGAAGUUGUAUCUUUAGUAAUGCAAGCUUUCGCUCCAACCAUGAAACAAGCUCAACUGCGGUUUACGUA
Messenger RNA from Filobasidium floriforme, 1766 nucleotides. RefSeq lists its product as uncharacterized. Gene Ontology annotation, biological process: potassium ion transmembrane transport. Lineage: Eukaryota; Fungi; Basidiomycota; Tremellomycetes; Filobasidiales; Filobasidiaceae. Gene Ontology annotation, cellular component: plasma membrane. The transcript has 9 exons. The record is from RefSeq and is a predicted model, not a curated record. The coding region runs from base 154 to 1617 and encodes 487 amino acids. Gene Ontology annotation, molecular function: potassium ion transmembrane transporter activity.